UAUUGGGUUUUUAAGAAAUGCUUGGAUUUUUUUCUCCUCGGAAAUGAGGGUCUUUUGCUGGCUAUAAUGCGGUCUACCACAUGAGCAGCUACAGUAAGGUCGUCAUCAUUACUGGUAUCGAGGAGAAAGAGGAGCCUUCAAAAAUCCGUGGAAAUACAGUAAUCUGACAUUUUCUAGGGAUAUCACCUCUGGCUACCUGGCCAGCGAACUGCCCAGAAAUGGAAUGCGAAGUAUUCACGCCCUUGCUGGAGCAAUUCUUGGCCACACCGUUGGUCACUUGGGUGAAGACAUUCGGACAGUUGGGUGGAAAGGAUGUGAACAAACUUUCGGAAUACAUCGAUUUAGUGGACGGCAUCUAUUUAAACGAGAUCAUGCUACAGAUAAAUCCUAAAGCCACGGUUCAAAGAACCAACAAGAAGGUAAACAACGACUCCACCCUGCGGAUCCAGAACCUGUCCAUUCUGAUUCGCCAGAUCAAGGCGUACUACCAGGAGACCCUGCAGCAGCUCAUCAUGAUGCCGCUCCCCAACAUCCUGGUCCUGGGCCGCACCCCCCUCUGCGAGCAAAGUCUGGAUGAAAUGAAGAAGCUGUUGCUGCUGCUGUUGGGCUGUGCUGUUCAGUGUGAGCAGAAGGAAGACUACAUCGAGAAGAUCCAGAGCCUGGACUUCGACACCAAAGCUGCAAUAGCGUCACAUAUACAAGAGGUGACUCAUAACCAGGAGAAGGUGUUUGACCUGCAGUGGAUGGAGGGGGGCCCACUGCCCCCGGAGGAGUUGGACUCUCUCUCCAGGAGUAUGGCCUUCCACCUGCGGAGGCUGGUGGACGAGCGUGACGAGCAGCUGGAGACCAUCGUGGAGCUGACCCAGGAGAGGGACUGCGGGCAGGUGACUCCGCCGGCGCCGGCGGCCCAGUCACCCUGUGAUUCUCCCAGCAUGCACCGCACCGAGAGCCGGCAGCAUCUCUCCGUGGAGCUGGCGGACGCCAAGGCCAAGAUCAGACGCCUGCGGCAGGAGCUGGAGGAGAAGAGUGAGCAGCUGUUGGACUGCAGGCAGGAGCUGGAGACCAUGGAGUCGGAGCUGAAGCGGCUGCAGCAGGAGAGCAUGCAGCUGCUGGCCGACGCCCGCUCGGCCAGGGCGUACCGCGACGAGCUGGACGCCCUGAGGGAGAAGGCCAUCCGCGUGGACAAGCUGGAGGUGGAAGUGGGCCGCUACAAAGAGAAGCUGCACGACAUCGAGUUCUACAAGGCCCGCGUGGAGGAGCUGAAGGAGGACAACCAGGUGCUGCUGGAGACCAAGGCCAUGCUGGAGGACCAGCUGGAGGGGUCCCGGGCGCGAGCCGACAAGCUGCACGAGCUGGAGAAGGAGAGCCUGCAGCUGAAGGCCAAGAUCCACGACAUGGAGAUGGACCGGGACGCGGACAGGAAGCGCAUUGAGGAGCUGCUGGAGGAGAACCUGACGCUGGAGAUGGCACAGAAGCAGAGCAUGGAGGAGUCUCUGCACCUGGGCUGGGAGCUGGAGCAGCUGACCAAGACGCCCGAGCUGAGCGAGGCAGUGCCGCAGAAGUCCCUGGGCCACGAGGUGAACGAGCUGACGUCCAGCCGGCUGCUGAAGCUGGAGAAGGAGAACCAGACCCUGCUCCGCACCAUGGAGGAGUUGAGGGUGACCUCCGACCCCGGCGGGGACGGCGGGGCCCGCCUGCUGAAGGCGGAGAAGGAGAACCAGAGGCUCGCCCAGAAGCUGGAGCAGCUGGAGCGGGAGCUGAGCGCAGAAAGGCAGAGUCUGCGCAGCGCGGAGGAUCUGAGUGGGGACCUGAUGAAGGAGAAGGCCCAGCUAGAGAGGACCCUGGAGACACUGCGGGAGAACUCUGAGAGACAGGUGAAGGUGCUGGAGCAGGAGAACGAGCGGCUGAGCCAGACGGUGGCGUCGCUGCGGCAGCGUUCGCAGAUCAGCGCGGAGGCGCGGGUGCGCGACGUGGAGAAGGAGAACCGCGUGCUGCACGAGUCCAUCAAGGAGACGAGCAGCGCGCUGCACCGGGCCGAGUCCGAGCGCCGGCAGCUCCGCAAGGAGCUGGAGCUGUGCCGCGAGCGGGGCGAGCGGGCCGACGAGCUGGAGGCGGAGCUGCGGCGGCUGGAGCGCGACAACGAGGGCCUGCAGAAGCGGCUGGCGGGCCUGGGCAUCACCUGCGAGAGGGUGGAGGCGCUGGAGCGCGAGAACGCCGAGCUGGAGGCCGAGGCGCGCCGCCUGCGCAAGCAGCUGGACGGCCUGCGGGGGGCGGCGGCGCAGCUGGAGGGGCUGGAGAAGGAGAACCGCCAGCUGGACCUGGAGAACCUGGAGCUGCGGCGGGCGGCGGAGGCGCUGCGGGCGGCCGGAGCCCGCGCCGCACAGCUGGAGCAGGAGAACCGCGAGCUGGAGGCCGAGCGCGCCCAGCUGAGGAGGAGCCUGGAGCUGCUCCGCGCCUCCUCCAAGAAGAGCGAGCGGCUGGAGCUCAGCUGCCAGGGCCUGGACACCGAGAACCAGCGGCUGCAGAAGGCCCUGGAGAGCAGCGGCCGCAAGGUGGCGCAGCUGGAGGCGGAGCUGCGGGAGGCGGAGGCAGAGACGCAGGGCCUGCAGCGCAGCCUGGAGGAGCUGAAGAUCUCCAGCAAGCGGCUGGAGCAGCUGGAGAAGGAGAGCGCCGCCCUGGAGCAGGAGGCGUCGCAGCUGGAGCGGGACCGGAAGCAGCUGGACAAGGAGAACAAGCGGCUCAGGCAGCAGGCGGAGAUCCGCGACGCCACGCUGGACGACAACAACCUCCGCAUCGCCAACCUGGAGAAGGAGAACCGCGCCCUGGGCAAGGAGCUGGCGCUGCUCAAGGACUCCUGCAGCCGCGUCAAGCAGCUGGAGAAGGACAACAAGGAGCUGGUCAAGCAGGCCACCAUCGACAAGAAGACGCUGCUCACCCUCAGAGAGGAGCUGGUGACUGAGAAACUGAGCACCCAGCAGAUGAACAAUGACUUGGAGAAGCUGACGCACGAGCUGGAGAAGAUCGGACUCAACAAGGAGAGACUGCUGCAGGACGAGCAGAGCUCUGACGACGACAGCAGAUACAAGCUUCUGGAGUCCAAGCUGGAAUGCACGCUGAAGAAGUCCCUGGAGAUCAAGGAGGAGAAGAUCGCCGCCCUGGAGGCCAGACUGGAGGAGUCUUCCAACCUCAACCAGCAGCUGCGGCAGGAGCUGAAGACUGUGAAGAAGAACUACGAGGCCCUGCGGCAGAGGGAGGAGGAGGAGCGGAUGGUGCAGAGCUCCCCCCCCAGGGCAGGGGAGGAAAUGCAGGCUGCGAGCAAGUGGGAGAAGGAGAGCCACGAGGCCACGCGCGAGCUGCUGAAGGUCAAGGACCGCCUCAUCGAAGUGGAGAGGAACAACGCCACGCUGCAGGCGGAGAAGCAGGCGCUGCGCACGCAGCUGAAGCAGCUGGAGACGCAGAGCAGCAACCUGCAGGCGCAGAUCCUGGCCCUGCAGCGGCAGACCGCCUCCCUGCAGGAGAACAACACCGCGCUGCAGACGCAGAACGCCAAGCUGCAGGUGGAGAACUCCACGCUGAGCUCCCAGAGCGCCGCCCUGCUGGCGCAGAACACGCAGCUGCAGAGCCAGCAGAGCAGCGUGGAGAGCGAGCGGGAGGGGGCGCUGCGGGACCGGGAGGACCUGCGCUCCGCCCACGAGCUGCUGCUGCGCGACCACGAGAAGCUGGCCGCCCUGCACGAGCGGCAGGCCGCCGAGUACGAGGCGCUCAUCGCCAAGCACGGCGGCCUCAAGGCGGCGCACAAGAGCCUGGAGCUGGAGCACCGCGAGCUGGAGGACCGAUAUAACCAGCUGCUGAAGCAGAAGACCCAUCUGGAGGAGCUGGAGAGGGCCCUGAAGGCAGAGCAGGAGAAGAUGCUCGCAGAGAACAAGAACCACGAGGCCACCGCUGCCAAGUACCACAAGCUAAAGGAGGACAAUGACAGGCUGAACCAGACGUACCGUCAGCUGGUGAAGGACAACGAGGGGCUUCAGGCAGACCAUAAGAACCUGAAGAGCCUGCUGAACAGUGCCAAGCUGGAACAGACCCGCCUGGAGGCCGAAUUCUCUAAGCUCAAAGAGCAGUACCAGCAGCUGGACAUCACCUCCACCAAGCUGACCAAUCAGUGUGAGCUACUGAGCCAACUGAAGGGGAACCUGGAGGAGGAGAACCGGCACCUGCUGGACCAGAUCCAGACCCUGAUGCUGCAGAACCGGACCCUGCUGGAGCAGACCAUGGAGAGCAAGGACCUGUUCCAUGUGGAGCAGAGACAGUACAUAGACAAACUGAACGAGCUGAGGAGGCAGAAGGAGAAGCUGGAGGAGAAGAUCAUGGACCAGUACAAGUUUUAUGACCCUUCACCCCCGCGGAGGCGUGGAAACUGGAUCACCCUGAAGAUGAAGAAGCUGAUAAAACCGCGCAGCCGGGAGCGCAUGCGCUCCCUCACACUGACGCCCACGCGCUCCGAGUCCAGCGACGGCUUCCUGGGCCUGCCCCCCCACGACAGCCAAGACAGCUCGUCCGUGGGCUCGCUGGACGACACCCUGUCCCACAAGAGGAGCAGCAGGAAGAGAGAGAAGCACUCCCGUGCCCAGGGUUCCUCCAAUGUGCCGGCACUGAAACGGCUGCCGUUUAUGCGGAACAGAUCCAAGGACAAAGACAAAGUGAAGGCAGUCUACCGCCGGUCCAUGUCCAUGAACGACCUGCUGCAGACGAUGGCGCUGGCAGGCGGGCAGUGGGCGGGGAGCUCGGAGCAGCUGGACGGGCAGGAGGGGCCCGACAGCGGCCAGCGCAUGAAGGAGCUGGGGUCCAUGGCCUACUCCACCAACGCCAUCAACUACGCCACCCUCAGCCGGGCCAAGCAAAGGGCCAAGGCCAAAGACAACGCGUCCUGUGAGGACGUGACCCCAGCGUCGUCAGAUGAUAUCAACGGCCUGAAGAGUCAAGCCUCCCGGCCCAGCAGCCUGCACAGUAUCAGGACCCUCAGUAGUAAUAGCAAUAAUAACUCCUGCUCCUCAGCAUUCGAGGGCCCAGCAGGGGGCGAUCUGAACGGCAGUCACAGCCGCCCCCACAGCGAGAGCAGCGGAGAGUUCAGCCUCAGCCUGGACAACGAGGCCUGGUCCAGCAGCAGCAGCCCCAUACAGCCCCCCCUUUCCCAGAGGGGGUCCCGCCAAAGCCCGCUGGAGCCCACCACCCCGCACCCCAAAAACAAGGCCGCCUCGCCAGGUAGCGAGGUGCUGUCCCUGCAGCAGUUCCUGGAGGAGAACGUCGACCCAGCAGAGUCCGGCAGUCAGGAGAACGUCACAGCAGAGUCGAUCCGCCCAUCGGCUGACCCCGCCCAAUCGGAGCGGGCGGGGCGGGGCUCUGCCGGCAAAGGCAUUCUGCGCUCGUCCAGCGGGAGAGUCUCGGGGGUCAGCGCCGGGUCGGACGGGCGCCCGCCCAAAGCUCAGGGAGCAGGGCGGCCCAGCCUGCGGAAGGCAGAGAGCGCACGGGUGAGGGGCGGGGCCCAGGCCCGGCCCACGCUGGACGGCAAGACCAGGGCCACAUCGGUGUCGGAGCGGCUGGACUCUGCCUCCCCACACGGGGGCGGACUUUUCUCCACCGCCACCUUGCCCCGCGCCAGCAGCGUCAUCUCCACGGCCGAGGGCUCCGUCCGCCGCACCAGCAUCCACGACUUCAUGUUGAAGGACAGCCGCACCCCCGUCUCCGUGGACCCCGCGCCCAGUGAGUACCCACCGGGCCCCGUGCCGCCCUCCUGCACGCCCCCCCAGGCCAGGCACAGCCCCCAGACACCGCUGCCCAAGUCUGCCAGCCUGCCCCCGACUGGUGGCGCCCCCGACCGUGAGGGCCAGCUCUCCGCCCUGGAGUCCUUCUUUAGCUCCUCCUUCACUCUAGACUCUCUCUUUACGGACACCAUCUUCAGCGAGUCCGUGUGCACGCCCCCUGGUAAGAACCACACCCCCCUUCCCAUCAGCCCCUCCCCAGUCCCGCCCGCAGGACACGAGCUUCAGCGGAAUGCAGGCCGGGGGUCCAGCCUGCCCGAUCAGAAGCCAAACGGUGAUGUCACCGGCUCUGAUCGUGGUGUGGCUGACCCCCAGUCCCUCCCCUUAGCCUCUAAGGACGAGCAGUCCCUGUGGUAUGAGUAUGGGUGUGUUUAAACCUGCAGUUAGAGGCCAGGGAUCUCCCAGCGGUCUCCUCCUCUGGCACUCCGGAACGUUCUCUGACGGCAGGCCGCCGUUUGCAUGCCGCCGUUUGCAUGCCCUGGGAAGACACUGGUGUUUUCUGAUUGGUCGGCUGAUUGAGGAAUCUGUUCUUUGGGUCUGUUGUGUUCCAUCUCCCCUG
Messenger RNA from Megalops cyprinoides (Indo-Pacific tarpon), 6375 nucleotides. Its product is annotated as girdin-like. The transcript has 32 exons. NCBI's taxonomy places the organism in Eukaryota, Metazoa, Chordata, Actinopteri, Elopiformes, Megalopidae. Gene Ontology annotation, biological process: cytoplasmic microtubule organization; cytoskeleton-dependent intracellular transport. The coding region runs from base 219 to 6191 and encodes 1990 amino acids. The record is from RefSeq and is a predicted model, not a curated record. Gene Ontology annotation, molecular function: microtubule binding; dynein light intermediate chain binding. Gene Ontology annotation, cellular component: cytoplasm; centrosome.